AUGUUCUCUCUCCUUCCUCUGCUGCUGCUGCUUUGGGCCAUGGGCUCUCAAGGCUUCCCAGCAACUUCAGAGCAAGAUAUGGAGACAGUUCAGAAAUAUCUGGAAAACUACUACAACCUAAACAUUGAUGGAGAGCAUAUUAAAAAGCAGAAAAGCCAUGACACACUGGCUGAAAAGCUGAAGCAAAUGCAGGAAUUCUUUGGGCUGAAGGUGACUGGGAAGCCGGAUGUUGAAACUCUGAAAAUGAUGAAGCAGCCCAGAUGUGGGGUGUCUGACAUGGCCUUCCGCUUUAAACUUACUCCAGGGAAUCCUCGAUGGGAACAUACACACCUGACCUACAGGAUCGAAAAUUACACACCAGAUUUGCCAACAGCAGAUGUGGACCAUGCCAUCAACAAAGCCUUUCAACUCUGGAGCAGAGUCUCACCCCUGACCUUCAGCAGGGUCUUUCAGGGUCAGGCAGACAUAAUGCUCUCCUUUGUCUGGGGAGAUCACCGUGACAACUCUCCCUUUGAUGGACCAAAUGGAAACCUUGCUCAUGCUUUUCAACCAGGCCCAGGAAUUGGAGGUGACGUUCAUUUUGAUGAAGAGGAAAGGUGGACCACUGAUUCCAGAAAUUACAACUUGUAUCGCGUUGCGGCUCAUGAAUUGGGUCAUUCCCUUGGACUCUCUCAUUCUACUGAUAUUGGAGCUUUGAUGUACCCAAACUACAUCUUCAGUGGUGAUGUUCAGCUAAAUCAGGACGACAUCAAUGGCAUACAGGCCCUAUAUGGACCUUCCAAAAACCCUAUUCAGCCAAAUGUCCCACAAACCCCACAAGUGUGUGAUAAUAAGCUCACUUUUGAUGCUAUAACUACAAUUCGGGGAGAAACAAUGUUCUUCAAAGAUAGAUUCUAUAUGCGCGUAAAUUCCUUUUACCCAGAAGUUGAUCUCAACUUCAUUUCUGUUUUCUGGCCACAUCUGCCCAAUGGAUUUCAAGCUGCUUAUGAAGUUGUCUAUAGAGAUGAAGUCCGGUUUUUCAAAGGUAACAAAUACUGGGCAGUUCAGGGGCAAUAUGCACUAUACGGAUACCCCAAGGACAUUUACAGCUCCUUCGGCUUCCCCAGAAGUGUGAAACACAUUGAUGCCGCUGUUUCUGAGGAAGAAACCGGAAAAACAUACUUCUUUGUUGCUAACCAGUACUGGAGGUAUGAUGAAUAUAAAGAAUCCAUGGAUGCAGGCUAUCCCAAAAUGAUAGCAGAUGACUUUCCUGGAAUUGGCAACAACGUUGAUGCUGUCUUCAAGAAAGAUGGAUAUUUCUAUUUCUUCCAUGGAACAAGACAAUACAAAUUCGAUUCUAAAACUAAGAGAAUUUUGACUCUCCUGAAAGCAAACAGCUGGUUCAACUGCAGAAAAUAA
Molecule: messenger RNA, 1398 nt
Organism: Condylura cristata (star-nosed mole)
Lineage: Eukaryota; Metazoa; Chordata; Mammalia; Eulipotyphla; Talpidae
Gene: MMP1
Product: matrix metallopeptidase 1
Exons: 11
Coding region: 1-1398 (465 amino acids)
Biological process (GO): collagen catabolic process; proteolysis; extracellular matrix organization
Cellular component (GO): extracellular matrix
Molecular function (GO): zinc ion binding; metalloendopeptidase activity
Source: RefSeq, a predicted model, not a curated record